GAGGAGGGGCAUGUGACUUGGUAAGACACAGCACAAGCUCAAAGGAAACAGCUGCUCAUUUCAUACAUUAGCACUUGGCAAGUGAGCAAGAAGCAGGGAUGUUUGUGGAAUACCUCCGCACUGAGAAUUACAGUCACCUACAAUAGGAACAACUUCAUGUGAAAUAUGGUUAUCUGGAAAGGUAUACAUUUUUAAUGACCAAACAAUGGGAUCCAGUACAUUUCGAAAGGCAGCCACGCUGGAUGAACUUCUGUAUGCCUGUAUUGAGAUGUUUGAUGAGAAAGGUGAUCUGAACAAUAACAACCUACUGCCGAGGACUGUGUUAUUGAUGCAUCGCUGGUAUCUGUCUUCUACUGAACUUGCUGGAAAAAUUCUAUCUAUAUAUAGAAAUGCCAGCGAUGAGAACUGCGAUACCUUCCGCUUAAAAACAUGUCACUUUAUGAGAUACUGGAUCCUGGAAUUUCCUGCAGAGUUUAAUCUGGAUUUGGGAUUGAUACAACUGACAGAGGAAUUUAGAGAACUGGCACACCAGCUGGGUUAUGAAGAACACAUUAAUCUAAUAGACAUCUCCAGCAUCCCAUCUUAUGACUGGAUGCGAAGAGUCACACAGAGGAAAAAAACAUCAAAGAAGGGAAAGGUUUGCCUUCUGUUCGACCAUCUGGAGCCUGUGGAGCUGGCAGAGCACCUAACAUUUCUUGAAUACAAAGCAUUCCGAAGGAUAUCGUUUACAGAUUACCAAAGCUAUGUAAUUCAUGGAAGUUUAGUGGAUAACCCAACUUUGGAGAGGUCUAUAGCUUUAUUUAAUGGAAUCUCAAAGUGGGUUCAGCUCAUGGUUCUCAGUAAGCCAACCCCACAACAAAGAGCAGAAGUCAUAACAAAGUACAUCAAUGUGGCUGAGAAACUCCUGGACCUCCAGAAUUUCAAUACCCUGAUGUCUGUGGUUGGUGGACUAAGCCAUAGUUCUAUAUCCCGCCUUAAGGAUACGCACGCGCAUCUCAGUUCUGAUGUAACAAAGGUGUGGGAUGAAAUGACUGAGUUGGUCUCAUCUAAUGGAAACUACUGUAACUACCGUAAAGCCUUUGCAGAGUGUGAAGGAUUCAAGAUUCCCAUUCUAGGCGUUCACUUAAAAGACUUAAUAGCAGUACAUGUUAUAUUCCCCGACUGGGUAGAUGACAAUAAAGUAAAUACAGUAAAGAUGCAGCAGUUAUAUGUCACUCUCAAUGAACUGGUGUCACUGCAGAGUGUGUCCCAUCACCUAGAAACCAGUAUGGAUUUAAUAAACCUCUUAACGUUAUCACUUGAUUUAUACCACACAGAAGAUGAUAUUUAUAAACUUUCAUUGGUGCUUGAGCCGCGGAAUCCAAAAUCGCCAACUUCCCCCACAACUCCUACUAAACCUGAUGUACCACUUGAUUGGGCUUCUGGUGUGACGCCAAAGCCCGAUCCUACAGUUAUUAGCAAACAUAUAAGGAAAUUGGUUGAGUCUGUUUUCAGAAAUUAUGACCACGAUCAUGAUGGCUAUAUUUCUCAAGAGGACUUUGAAAGCAUCGCUGCUAACUUCCCAUUUCUGGACUCCUUCUGCGUUUUAGACAAGGAUCAAGAUGGUCUAAUCAGUAAAGAAGAAAUGAUGGCAUACUUUCUAAGGGCAAAAUCUCAGUUUCAUUGCAAAAUGGGACCAGGCUUUAUCCACAACUUCCAGGAGAUGAACUAUCUAAAGCCGACCUUCUGCGAGCACUGUGCUGGAUUUCUAUGGGGUAUAAUCAAACAAGGAUACAAGUGCAAAGACUGUGGAGCCAAUUGCCAUAAACAGUGUAAAGACCUACUUGUACUAGCUUGCAGAAAAUUCUCCAGAGCAGCAUCUAUCGGCAGCAGCCACGGUUCCCUUCCCAACAGUCCAUCUAUAGCUCCAGCACAAGAUGACGUGUUUGCGUUUCCCCCCUCUGGAAGAGAAAGUCAUGAUCUGGAUGGAAGAGCAAUCACUUUGGUCACCGGGUCUUCUAGAAAAAUUUCAGUCCGAUUACAGAGGUCAACAACCAGCCAGGCUACACAGACAGAUCCAGAGUGGACGGAUUCUGGCUGGAGUGAUAUAGGAUCUCAUACAUUUCCUAAAAUGAAGUGCAAAUUUUAUAGUAAAUCAACCAAGAACAAAGGUUUUGCUAAAUGGGAGAAUGAAAAACCAAACAGGCAUCCAAAUAUGGACAUCAUGGAAGUGCAGAUUUUAGAGCAGCAUGGAGACCACAAUGGGACAGAGACCAAGGAGGAAUUGAGCAGUACUGAGGACCGUUGAUUCUCUGGUUUUCUGUAAAGGAAAAAGAAAUUGGCACUGGCUGAGGAUGGGAAUUCCUUCGAAGUAGCUAGUGACAGCAGAAAAGUGACCUGGACCACCUGGUAAUGAAAAGAAAGACAUAGCACAGGUGUCUGGUGAAAUGCACUAUUUGUGUCUUUAAGCUACAGAUGGACUUUUCUCAUUGAAAAACGAAGUGUAGCAACGGUUGGAGAGAAGACACAACUAAUAGACUUCCACAUAUGAUCUUGGAGUUGGCCCAUUUGUGUGUCAGACUCCACUUAUAGUCCAGUGUGUUAUUACAGCUUUAGGCUUGUAGAGACUGUGCAUAAAGAUGUGAUUGGUAUUUAUUUUUAGGAGAGCAAGUGAAGAGUCAUUAAAUAUUAUUUAAUAAUUAUAAGACCCAAGGAUCUAUGUCCGCAGUGUCAGGUAUACUACAGGUAGCUCGAUUUUUUUAAAAUUUUUAUUUCAUGUGAUUCCAGUUGGUGAUAUUCAGUUAUCAAUCAUCUUAUUCUUGCAUAGGAGAAUCACAGACGUUCCUAUAUAGUUGUGCUGUCAAAUAGAUAAAUCUAUACAUAUGAGACAUAGAGAAUGCUCACAACAAAAUCAUUAUUAGGAGAAGUAGUUAAUCUCAAUAUGCUGUUGUUUUAUGAGUCAAAGUGCUUGUCACAAAGCUGGUGCAUGAUGGAAUCUAAUGUUAGUAGAUGACAUCCUAUCUAGUGACAAGAUAAGAGGGCGUUCACACUAGUCAAAGAAAGAUCAGACUUUAUUAUUUACCACUUAGGGUGCUGACGGGAUAUAGGAGGGGAUCUUCAACUGUUAGUCCAGAAAAGUGUAACAUGCGUAAAUGACCCAGAAUUUUUCACUGUAUUUACAAACAUUUUAUGUGGGAACAUUGGUAAAUAUGUUGGGAUAUUUCAACUGUCAGGGGCACGUCCUCUUUUAGCAACCACUCCCCUUUUCCCAGCGACCAUGCUCCCAUUUCAGGUUUUCUAAGUAAAAUGGAGAGUUGGUUAGGAUUUUGGAUUUUUAGGUCACAGUUUGGGUGCAAAUAAAAAACAAACAGUCAGGAUCACAUUAGGAAAUGACCCUUCUCAGUUCUGUCCUAAACAUUUAAAUAGCAAGAAAGGCUAAAGGUGGUAGAUGUCAAUGUUCUACGCUUGACAGACUUUGUCUUCCCAUAAGACUGGCUCAGGAAAGUUGAACAUUUGAAAAUUUUCCUUUUGAACAUCUAAAAGUUUGACUUCAAAUUCACAUUGUCAUCAUUAUAAAUCUCUUUUUAUUAAAGAAAUAGCAAACUACAGAGGCAUAAUAAUGCAUGCAAGUCAAUCAGAUUACAUAAGAUUACAGAUUACACUAAGCAUCAAAGUAAUAUCAGUAGUAAUUCUAGAAAAAUGAGAACAGGAGGCAAAGUACAGGUGGAGUAUGGGGAGGGGGAGUAUGUGGAGGGGGGGUUACAAACAGAGAGAAACAUCACAGUGUACAGAGGUGCUCCUUGGGGCCAACAUAUUCAGAAACUCAACAUGUAAAUUCGAUUGCUAGAUUGUGAUCUCUUCCAGUCUUUAUGACUACAUUGCGCAACAGUAGGCGGCUGCAAAAUGUCAUUGUUAUAUCAACUACAGUUUAAUAUAAAGAACAUAGUACCAACCAAACAUAGUGUAGCUACUUCUCAUGUGAAUGGCACAACAAUGCUCACACUAUUUCUAUUUAUU
This is a messenger RNA of Hyla sarda, 3996 nucleotides long. RefSeq names its product RAS guanyl releasing protein 3 (gene RASGRP3). Bases 206 to 2287 code for a protein of 693 amino acids. Gene Ontology annotation, molecular function: calcium ion binding; guanyl-nucleotide exchange factor activity. The record is from RefSeq and is a predicted model, not a curated record. The transcript has 17 exons. Gene Ontology annotation, biological process: Ras protein signal transduction; positive regulation of GTPase activity. NCBI's taxonomy places the organism in Eukaryota, Metazoa, Chordata, Amphibia, Anura, Hylidae. Gene Ontology annotation, cellular component: plasma membrane.